This is a messenger RNA of Hibiscus syriacus, 1113 nucleotides long. RefSeq names its product exosome complex component RRP4 homolog. Gene Ontology annotation, cellular component: cytoplasmic exosome (RNase complex); nuclear exosome (RNase complex). The record is from RefSeq and is a predicted model, not a curated record. Bases 1 to 966 code for a protein of 321 amino acids. Gene Ontology annotation, biological process: U4 snRNA 3'-end processing; CUT catabolic process; exonucleolytic trimming to generate mature 3'-end of 5.8S rRNA from tricistronic rRNA transcript (SSU-rRNA, 5.8S rRNA, LSU-rRNA). Gene Ontology annotation, molecular function: RNA binding. The transcript has 7 exons. Lineage: Eukaryota; Viridiplantae; Streptophyta; Magnoliopsida; Malvales; Malvaceae.
AUGAGAGGAUUACAGCUGCCGUUGAGCCAAACGCAAAGAAUACGACUUCAAAGAGCAUUCGAAAAGCUACAAUCCCUCUCUUCUAAGGCCAAUUCCGACGCUUCAGUUACCGUCGCCGAUACUAUUCCUGUCAACUACGAAGACGCUUUUCUCAAGGGGCAUGGAACAACGGACCUCAAUGGCGAAUUGGUGGCAACUGUGUGUGGCGUGGUGGAGCGCAUCAACAAACUGGUCUAUGUUCGGGGCUUACGAGCUAGGUACAAGCCAGAGGUUGGGGAUAUUGUAGUGGGACGUGUAGUUGAGGUUGCUCAAAAGCGGUGGAGAUUGGAAAUCAAUUUCAGCCAAGAUGCCGUUUUAAUGCUUUCCUCGAUGAACAUGCCUGAUGGUAUUCAGAGGCGGCGAACUGCUUUGGAUGAACUAAACAUGCGUGGUAUCUUUGAAGAGAAUGAUGUUGUCUGUGCUGAGGUUCGCAAUUUCCAACAUGAUGGCAGCUUACAACUCCAAGCAAGAAGUCAAAAGUAUGGAAAGCUUGAGAAGGGCCAAUUGCUCAUAGUUGAUCCUUACCUAGUGAAGAAAAGCAAAUCGCAUUUCCAUCACCUUGAACAUUUUGGAAUUGACUUGAUACUCGGACGCAAUGGAUUCAUAUGGGUUGGUGAACAUGUCGAAACCAGAGACAGUAUGGCAGUGGAUCAAGCUAAUAGUUCUGAACAAUCCAUGGUUCUUGAAGAAAAAAACCAAACUCAUACCCCUCUAGAGAUGAGGCAGAACAUAUGCAGAACUGCGAAUGCUGUCCGUGUAUUGUCUACUUUAGGUUUCAGUAUGGAUGCAGAUUUGAUCAUGGAGACCGUUGAAUUGAGCAGCUCAUUGAAAAUCGAUAUACAUGACAUGCUAGGAUCAGAGUUUCAUGUUCUGGUUGCUGAAAGGGAAGCCGAGCGGAGAAGCUUGAUGGGAAAGCGGAGAAGAUGAUUCGAUAUUCGGUUGUAAACAGUUCUUGUUCAAGGUAAUGUUGCUAAUCUUUUCCAAAUGUUAGGCAAAUGAUGAACCUGGUCCAAAAUUGUUCCUGUCUAGAAUCAUUAUUCUAUGGAAUUUUAAUGGUUUUCACCUGAGAUUGCA